AUGACCACUUUCAUCCUACCCAUCCCGCUCUCCGAAGCUUUCUCCCUCGCUUCACUUUACAAUCUCCUUCUCAACCACGACUUGCCUACUUCUGUCAUCCCUUCUGGCUAUAUCCCGCUCCAAGUGGUGCUGGGUUACUUCUACGACAUUCGUCAACGACUUGUGCUUGGUCUGCUGCCGUUCCAGGUGCAACAGUUGAGCGUGGUCGAGGUGUACUUGCCCUUCGUGGACGUCCUAGGUGACGGAAAACCAUUUAGAAGGAGUGCCAAGACGUACAUGGACCAACUCAUUCCCACUCUCGUAGGAGGAGUUACUCAGUUUACUAAUGCGCAGUUGGCUUAUUUCGAUCCUGAACAUGUAGCCUACAAACCAGCCGGAGGCAUCACUCUUAGCUUUGCUGUCGCUCAGGGACUGAUCAAUACAUCCUACUACACAACCUCCGGAGCUGGAUGCAACACGAUUGACCUCUACUGCAACUACACCAAUUCCAAUGCCAGCUUCGUCAGCGGUAACGUGCAGGCGUUCAGCCCUUCGAUUAGUGUCAAUACGAACUAUGCUACUGCUUAUGGGUACAGUGCUGCUACGUAA
Messenger RNA from Ustilago hordei, 588 nucleotides. RefSeq lists its product as uncharacterized. The record is from RefSeq and is a predicted model, not a curated record. The transcript is spliced from 3 exons. Lineage: Eukaryota; Fungi; Basidiomycota; Ustilaginomycetes; Ustilaginales; Ustilaginaceae. Bases 1 to 588 code for a protein of 195 amino acids.